AGGCACGAGUGAGACACCGUAGCUCCGCCUUUCCAUCGUGCACAUGAUAACCUGAAGUCUGGUGAUAUUAGGGUUCAGGAAAGUAGCCGCUUGAGUUUUGAAUUCUGUAAACGAGACUGCUAUGAGUUCAUUAAAAGGAAAGAUCAUUACUGUUGUCGGGAGUGGACUGAUUGGCCGUUCCUGGGCCAUGGUGUUCCUGAGUGGAGGAUACAAGGUCAAGAUCUAUGACAACAAACCAGGACAAGCAUCAGGGGCCAUCACAGAGAUCAGGAAACAGCUUGAGGAGCUUCAACAAGCCCAAAUGCUAAGAGGAAAUCUCAGCGCUGCAGAGCAGUUGAGUCUACUCAGCAGUCAUGAUGACUUGCAGCAGGCCCUAGAGGGAGCUUUCUUUGUCCAGGAGUGUGUAUUUGAGGACCUGGAAGCAAAGCAGACCGUCUUCCAUGAGGUGGAGAAUCUAGUCACAGAAAGCGUGAUUCUCAGCAGCUCCACUUCUUGCCUGAUGCCAAGCAACGUGUUCUCUCGUGUCCAGAACCGAACCCGAUGUAUCAUAUCUCAUCCGGUAAACCCGCCCUACUAUGUGCGUCUAGUGGAACUGGUGCCACACCCUGAAACACUGCCUGCUGUAAUAGAUGUUGCUUACUCACUGAUGACGGAUGUCGGACAGGCACCUGUGCGCCUCAAGAAGGAGAUCGAUGGUUUCGCAUUGAACCGUGUUCAGUAUGCCAUCAUAGCCGAGUCCUGGAGGCUGGUUCAGGACGGAGUGAUCUCAGUGAAGGACAUUGAUCUGGUGAUGUCUGAGGGUCUGGGCAUGCGCUACGCUUUUAUAGGUCCCAUUGAAACCAUGCAUCUCAACGCACCAGAAGGUAUGGAAGACUAUCUCCAGCGCUAUAGUGAGGGCAUGAAGAGGGUUCUUAAUGCUUUUGGGCCUGUACCAGACUUUUCUGGAGAGCCAGCAGCUAGAAUCAUAAAAGAGAUCUGUGAGCUGAUCCCUGGUGAGCAGGAGCAUCUCACAGCCAGAAGAGAGAGAAGAGAUCAGCUACUGAUGGGACUAGCUAAGCUAAAGAAAUGAGGCUAGUCCAUAAGAUACUACUUAAAUGGAAAAGGUCAUAGAUCAUCUGAGCCAUUGUUGUCCUUGGUUGAAUAUUUCCCUUCUGGGCAACUGAAUAUGUCUGAUUAUAAAUGAAAAUGACUGGAACAAAAGCUAAAUUCAGAAAUGGCUUAUGUGUUCAUUUAAUUAUGAAUUGAAUUUUAACAGUAUUUUAAAAGUGUUAUAUUUGUGACAUACUUGUUAUACAGCAAAGCACUUUCUUGCUCAUGGUGUAAAAUUCACAAUUAAAGGGAAAAUGAAAGCA
This is a messenger RNA of Ctenopharyngodon idella (grass carp), 1352 nucleotides long. It is a transcript of the gene cryl1, whose product is annotated as crystallin, lambda 1. NCBI's taxonomy places the organism in Eukaryota, Metazoa, Chordata, Actinopteri, Cypriniformes, Xenocyprididae. Gene Ontology annotation, biological process: fatty acid metabolic process. The coding region runs from base 122 to 1069 and encodes 315 amino acids. The transcript is spliced from 8 exons. The record is from RefSeq and is a predicted model, not a curated record. Gene Ontology annotation, molecular function: L-gulonate 3-dehydrogenase activity; NAD+ binding.